Molecule: messenger RNA, 6589 nt
Organism: Bombyx mori (domestic silkworm)
Lineage: Eukaryota; Metazoa; Arthropoda; Insecta; Lepidoptera; Bombycidae
Product: ionotropic GABA-aminobutyric acid receptor RDL3
Exons: 10
Coding region: 416-1900 (494 amino acids)
Biological process (GO): nervous system process; chemical synaptic transmission; chloride transmembrane transport
Cellular component (GO): neuron projection; GABA-A receptor complex; synapse
Molecular function (GO): neurotransmitter receptor activity; GABA-A receptor activity; chloride channel activity
Source: RefSeq, a predicted model, not a curated record
AGGCUUCGAUUGAAAUAUUUCAUAAGGCGCAGUGUAACGAUACGUUAAUAGCCACCAUUCAGGUUUUGCAAGGGUAGUAGGCUGGAGGGUUGACAGCCGUAACUGUACUUAGUAACUAGCGAGAGCUUGAAAUAGAAAUACGACUCUGCUCGUAAAUUAUUAGUCUAGAUUCGUUUAAACUUUACGGAAUGUCCUCAUGAAUAUGUGCGUCUAUGAAUUUGACUUAAAAAAUACAAGACGAUUGGUAAUUUUAGUGUAUCAUCGAAGGUGGUCAGCGCAGUGAUGUCGAAGUGAAGGGAAGUUUCGUGGAGGGUGUAGUUAUGUGUUAGUAUAGGCGGGCACGUGUCGCGGGAGGGGCGCGAUCGAUCGCGACGCGGGUCAGGGCUAGCACACGGAGCCGCGGCGCCGCCGGGACAUGAGCGCCGUGCGUCACGCCGCGCUUCUCCUCGCGCUUGCCGCCACCUUCUUGCCGCAGGCCAAUCGUGUCGCCGGCGGCGGUGGAGGUGGAAUGUUCGGUGAUGUCAAUAUAUCAGCUAUCUUGGAUUCGUUCAGCAUCAGCUAUGAUAAGCGAGUAAGACCAAACUAUGGAGUUCUGUGGUUUCCAGGACCACCAGUCGAAGUCGGGAUCACGAUGUACGUGCUGUCGAUCAGCUCACUGUCCGAAGUACACAUGGACUUCACUCUGGACUUCUACUUCAGACAGUUCUGGACAGAUCCGCGACUGGCCUACAAGAAGCGACCAGGCGUGGAAACCCUGUCCGUGGGCUCGGAGUUCAUCAAGAACAUCUGGGUACCGGACACGUUCUUUGUCAACGAAAAGCAAUCGUAUUUCCACAUAGCCACAACGAGCAACGAAUUUAUUAGGAUUCACCACUCCGGCUCGAUAACAAGGAGUAUUAGAUUAACGAUCACUGCGUCAUGUCCCAUGAACCUGCAGUAUUUCCCCAUGGACCGGCAGCUUUGCCACAUCGAGAUUGAAAGCUUCGGGUACACGAUGAGGGACAUAGUGUACGUUUGGAAGGACGGCGCGUCGAGCGUCGGCAUGAGCAGCGAGGUCCAGCUCCCGCAGUUCCGCGUGCUCGGGCACCGCCAGCGCGCCACGGUCGUGACGCUGAGCACAGGGAAUUACUCAAGGCUGGCGUGCGAAAUACAGUUCGUACGCUCGAUGGGGUACUACCUCAUCCAGAUCUACAUACCUUCGGGUCUGAUCGUGAUCAUAUCGUGGGUCUCGUUCUGGCUGAACCGGAACGCGACCCCGGCCCGCGUGCAGCUAGGGGUCACCACCGUGCUGACGAUGACAACGCUCAUGUCAUCGACCAACGCCGCUCUGCCGAAGAUAUCAUACGUCAAGUCUAUCGACGUGUACCUCGGGACCUGCUUCGUCAUGGUUUUCACGAGCUUGCUUGAAUACGCGACAGUUGGCUACAUGUCGAAGAGGAUACAGAUGCGCAAGCAACGGUUCAUUACCAUACAAAAGAUUAUGGCCGAGAAGAAGAUGCCCACGGAGUGUCCCCCGCCGUGGGACCCGCACACGCUCGCUAAAAUGAGCUCCUUAAACCGCUACCCUCCUGGUAGCAGAGCUUCCGUGAGUAGAAGUUCGCAGGAAGUUCGCUACAAGGUCCGAGAUCCGAAAGCGCACUCUAAGGGCGGCACGCUUGAGAACACGAUCAGCAGGAGCAGGAUGAACAUCGAGGGGGACGCGGCGGGGCCCGUCAUGCACCCCCUGCACCCGGGGAAGGACAUUGGAAAAUUCCUCGGCAUGACGCCCUCGGACAUCGACAAGUACUCGAGGAUCGUGUUCCCGGUGUGCUUCGUCUGUUUCAACCUGGUCUACUGGAUCGUGUACCUCCACGUGUCCGACGUGGUCGCCGAGGACCUGGAACUGCUCGAGGACAAGUGAACGGAGCCACAACCACGGUUACUACUCGGGGCACUCCCAGCGGACCCUGGGUGGCGUCGCAGACAGCUGCUGCGGGCUUACUCCUAAUGCGAUUAAAUAAGAUAGCGAUCACGAAAUCGUAUUAAUAAAAGACUUUUGAAGAGCACGCAACGGAUCACAAAAUGUUAGCUAACCUGCGAGUUCAACGUACCGUGGGCUCGUCUGACGCACGCAGCUACCUUCAUUUUAGCAAUAAUUAUUUAAUUUCGGUAUUAACGAGCAGCUACUGUGUAUUUUGUAGGCAGCGGCUUGGCUCUGCCCCUGGCAUUGCUGAAGUUCAUGAGCGACGGUAACCAUUCACCAUAAAGUGGGCCGUAUGCCCGUCUGCCUACAAGGACAAUGAAAAAUAAUUACGAAAAAUCUCGGCGUUGGAAAACACUUAAUGAUCUUCAAACGACUGUAUUGUUUUUAGUUUAACGUAACACGACUAAUAUAUAGAUCUAACCGUUUGACAACAACAGAGACACGAAACGUUCAAAUGCAGAACACCUUUGUUUUUAAAGUCGGGUAUCUCAAGUCUCUGGGCCUUCUCUAACAUCAGAGUACCGAGGCACUGACUGGACAGUCGGUCUGGUGUCCGGAAGUCGUGUCAUUCAGUUAUAAUUUAUAAUGAUUGGUCUUUAACCGACCAUGAUUUGUUUCCAAAAAAAAUGUUAUUGCCAUUUUCUGUACUCAAAAGUAACCGCACGCCACAUGAGUAGUGAAACAAACAACUUCAAAUUGUCAUAUUUUUCUUUUGGUCAACUUUAUCUAUAUCUAUAAUAUGUAUCUAUUAGUUGAACAUGUCAAUAAGUAAACAGAAAUUUUCACGGUAAUAAAUGUAGCUGUACAUUUUCUGUCUCUAAACUGUGAAUUUAGCAGUCUUAUAUUUGCGAAUACGCUUAGUAGUACGAUUAUUUAAAAAAAAAGACGCGACAAAACAAUAAUUUCGCAAUAUUUUUUAUUUACACGCAAUGUAAAGCAAAUACAUGUUAGCCGAGGUCAAUGAUCUGUUGUGUCGCGGGGGGCGUCCGCCGCUUGCGUUUACCAUUACGGGUUGACGAAAUACAAACUUAGGGUAUUAUUAUAUUGAUUUUUUUAUUCCGUUGGUGACGUUUUCGCGUCCGAUCCUGCGUCGGGAGUGGUCCACUUACACCGCACACGGCUCAAAUCACUUUAUCACAUCCAACUCUAUUCGGACCAAACUCUUAACUCAAAAAAAAACCACUUCUAUAAAACUUUAUAGUACACGAGUAAAAAAAAAAACUAAAACCUAAAAAAAGUAUUCAAAAAAAAAGCGGAAAUUCUAAAAUAGAUUAAUAAUUAAAUAAAUAAAAAAAUACUACUCUUACGACGUGUUGUAAAUAUAUAUAUAUACAUACAUAUUAUAUUAUUAUAUAUAAUAUUAUUUUUUAUUUAAAGUCACUGCCAUAUCAUUAUCGAAAGUAUAGUUACGAUACAAUCAGACUCGUAGUAUCUUGUAAAUAAAUUUGAAUACAUCCAGUUAAUUAAACCUUAUAGCACUCAUAGCCGCGAGGAUGGUGAAGCCCACGGGCAAUACCACAUUGACCAGAAACUGGACUGUAAAGACGAUUGACAGAAAACCUCUAAAUAAAAUUUAGGUUUAAUACGUUACAAGGAAAUUAUAAAAUAGAUUUAUAAAUAUCCGAAAGAGACAAAUGCGUUGUUGUUCUAAACCCCCCCCCCCCCCCCCCUAUUUCUGCCACGGAGCACUCAAAACCAACCAAGACUAAGAUUUACGUCUCAACUGUGACUAUGAUUGUUGUGGUGUCUAUGGACUCCAACAGCGGACCGAGAGACAGCAUCCGCUCGUAGAUACAAAAUUAAACAAAUAAAUAAUAGUUUAAAAAAACUAAAAAACACCCUUUAUAUAAAAUUCAACUAAACAAUAUAAUUAAUGAAUUUCAAUUUUUUAAAUUUUUUUGAAUGUUGAAUUCUUAUCGGUCCUCGAUAAAUAUACAAAAAUAUACAAAGUUUGAAUGAAAUCUGGCCGUUUAAAGUGGGUGAAAAUCGCAUCUGAAGGGACUCCUUAUCUGACUAGUUACAAACAUACGUACUAGUGAAGCUAAUAUAAAGCGUGUAAAAAAGUCACUUUGUCUAAAUCAGAAACACAUUUUGGAAGUCGGUUAUGGUGAUCUCCAUCCUUCGUAGUUCGUAGGGCAUUUGCUCUCUGGUCGGACUGUGACGUCACACAGUGAGCCAACGGCCGAUGAGAGCAGUGGUACCGUAGAUUGAGGGGAAUUGGGACCCUUUCCAAAUCCACCACAAAUUUUCAAUGGUUUUUCUUAAGGUAAUACCAAUAAAAUUGAUAUUUAUAUAAAUUGAGGUUAUAUUUUUAUAUACAAUGCGUUGUUAUACAUAGUUCAUUACAAAAUAAACACAAAAACUGAAAAAAAUAGCUUGACCUGAUUCACCUUGGCUUUGGGGUGAAUCAGGUUACGUAUGGGGACAAUAGAGUUUUUCGAUAGGGCUGGUACUAUUUAGUCGUGAGGUAGGCUAACUUUAGGUAUGUAAUUAACUUUUUAAUAUCUUUAAUGAGUUACAAAACUUUGAUGAUUAAAUUAAACUAUUUAAUAUUCUUAAGCACUAAAUAAAAGUAAUUUUCAGUUCAACAAAGUUAAAUCUAACAAUUCAACAAAAGUAUUGUGACAUCCCAGAUCUGUCCCUAUUCUAACUCUAGUCCUUAUUCCUCCCAAUCUACUGUAGUAAAGGAACGCAUUCUAUUGACGGGGGGUAAGGGGUGUUGGGGGGCGGGGUUGCUUGCAAACUCAAAUGUACAACAAUUGACAAUUUACACAAAACGCAUUCGUAAUUAAAAUUGUUUACUAUUUAUUUUAAAACUAUUAUUAAAGUAUUCAAAACGUCGGAAAUAUGUUAUAAUUAUAAACUAAAUUAACACGUUGAACGCCAUAAUAUGAAUAAUCGAGUAUUUUGAUUUAGGCAACGAGGCUCACCGGUGAGCCUUAUCUUACUAAACCAUUCGGGCCAUGAGCGUCACUCGUGAGCCUUUUAACCCUUUGACUGCCGUGUAGGUCACCGGUGCCCUACGCGGCGCAGUGAAGUAAUUAUGUCGAUUUCUGUUAUUAAGCGCCUGGAUUGCUCAACUUUGACUUCUUUCGUUUUCAAUGUAUGUUUUAUUUAUUUUAUUUAUUUACUAGCUUUUACCCGCGACUUCGUCCGCGUGGAAUAGUUCACAAAUAAUGCUUUAUUUUAGAACAAAUUUGGUUAGCAUAAAAACGUUAUAGUGAGCAAACCUUAACAUAUAAACAUAUGCUGUCGCGGACUUUUUUUAGAUCUUUUAAAGGGGAACAAUUCUGUCGUACAUUAUUUUAGCCGUUUCUGCAGCGCACGCAGCGCAAGCUCUCAAAAGGCAAAAAAAAAAACGAUUUUGCAACAUUCUUUAGUGAUGCUCCGCUUGUAUUGGUCUCAGCGUGAUGUUAUAUAAUUGGACCAGUUGCUCCUGAGAUUAGCGCAUUCAAACAAACAAACUCUUUAACUUUAUAAUAUUAGUAUAGAUCAAGUUAUAAAAGCUAUGGAUACAGGUAGUCCAAAAUAGAACCAAAUGGAAGGACUGGGAGGAGGCCUUCACCAUGUUUAAUGGGUUCCUGCCAAACAUAAGUGAAGAAAAUUUAAAUUAUUAUAUACCUAUUUACUUUGUAUUUUAGCAGGAAAUAAAAGGCUUUUUAUUUUAUUUAUUUAUAGAUCAAGUUGCACCAACAAAGUGAUCAUCAAUACAAAACAUUUACCUAUUGACAAAAGUUCAUGGCAGAUGUCACCUCGAUUAUAGAUGCAAUCGACAGUGCAUUAACAACAAAAUUAAAAAAAAGAUUAUAUAACUACGAUUUGAUUUAUUUUAUUUAUUUAUUAAGUAUUUAGUCUUUUAGAAAUAGAUUCACUCUCAGUAUCUUCGGAUUCGUCUUUCUCAGAGUUUGCUAGUUAUUUCGGGGUCUUAGUAGCAGAAAUCGACAUAAUUACUUGCGUCAUGCGUCACGUAGGGACCCUCGUGGCAGUAAAAGGGUUAACUAGACGGUAAAAUUCGCUAAUUUUUAUCUUCCGUGCAAAAAUUAACGCAUUUUAAACAUUUUAGAACGAGAAUCUCAAGUUGAUAAAAAUUAGUGAUUCCCUGAUUUUGGCUUGGCCCGAAUGAUACCUAUAGUAACGCUAGGCCCGCUGGUGGAUCGUAAGGCGUACAAUGUGUUAAUUAAUCAGAGUUUAAACUGUAAAUCUGAUCGUGUCGAUUGCGAUCAAUCAGAAACUGGGCAACAAUCGUCCUAAAACACAAACACAUACACACACAUAUCGGGUAAAGUUUAACCAAGUUUAAGGACACCGGCACCAUUUAAAUGUUUAGCAUUCGCGUUACACACACACACACACACACACACACACACAUACACACACACGCAGACAAGUGCUAAUUUAUGUUCCUGAAAAAAAAAAAACAGAAAAAAAAACAAAACAAAAAGAUACAUUUUGGAUCCACAUUUUUUAAUGAUGAGAUACGUUUUAGGGUAAAGAUCGUAUUGUAAUCGGUGGUCUGUUUUGUAAAUAUUAAAUGUAAUGGCAAUAAAAGUUCUAAAUAUUACACUAGUUGUACGAUAAACUGACUGUACGACUUCUAAUUUAGGUAAUAAAGUCUGAUGCUCAAUA